UUAGUAGUUUAGGAAGUCUGACAUAAAUGUGUGUCCCUCAAACUGAGGCUUACUUACAAUAUGGAGCGUCAGGUGCUGUUGUGUCUCUACCUGUCAUCCGUCCCUGGUCUCAUAGCAUCAGGCUUAAUAAACCAGCCCAGAAGCAUUGGGAAGAGACAGACUCAGGGCACGAUCAUCAAUGGAAUAGAAAUACAGAGUAUGAAAGUUAACUGCAGAAUAACCUCCCGAUUUGCUCACUAUGUGAUCACCAGCCAAGCUAUCAAUCAUGGCAACACCUCCCAGGAAAUUGUCUUCGAUGUUGAGAUCCCUAAAACAGCCUACAUUAGCAAUUUCCUCAUUACAGUGGAUGGAGUCCCAUAUCCAGGAAAUAUCGAAGACAAGGCGAUUGCAUGGAAACAAUACCGUAAAGCUAUUAUUAAAGGAGAGACUGCAGGUUUGGUAAGGGCCUCUGGGAGGAAAAUGGAAAAAUUCAACAUUGCAGUCAACAUUGGGGCUGGCAGCAAAGUCAGCUUUGAGUUGACUUAUGAAGAGCUAUUAAAGCGACACUUGGGAAAAUAUGAAAUUGUCAUUAAGGUUAAACCAAAGCAGCUGGUCCGACAGUUUGAGAUUGAAGCAGACAUCUUUGAACCACAAGAGAUUAGUAUGCUGGAUGCCCAAGCAACUUUCCUUUCUAGGGACAUGACUCAAUUUAUUGAAAAAUCCUUCUCUGGAAAAAAGGGUCGUGUAUAUUUCAAUCCCACAAUUGAUCAACAACAGGCCUGCCCUACUUGCACCAAAUCCUUGCUGGAUGGAGACUUCAAAAUAAAAUAUGAUGUGAAAAGAGACACAGUCUGUGAUCUGCAGGUGGUCAACAAACAUUUUGCACAAUUCUUUGCACCAAAAAACUUGAAGAACAUGUCCAAGAAUGUAGUUUUUGUGAUAGACAUUAGUGGAUCUAUGGCUGGUCAGAAAAUAAGGCAGACUAGAGAGGCUCUCCUUAAGAUCCUUGCUGACAUUAAGCUGGAAGAUUACUUCAAUUUGAUCCUCUUUGGAAGCCAUGUAAAAGCAUGGAAAAAUUCUCUCGUCCAGGCCACAGUUGCCAAUUUGCAAGAAGCCAGAGACUUUGUGCAAACUUUCCAUCUUGCAGGCGCAACAAAUCUGAAUGGUGGCUUGUUAGAGGGAAUUAAGACCUUGAAUGAGGCUCUUGAAGCUGAUCCCAGGCUCAGAAAUAAUGCUCCCAUUGUCAUCAUGUUGACAGAUGGUGAACCUACUGUGGGGGAGACCAAUCUGGACCAAAUCCGGAUGAAUGUCAAGAAUGCCAUCCAAGGGAAAUUUCCACUCUACAAUCUGGGCUUCGGAGAGAAUGUUGACUUUAGUUUCUUGGAGGCAAUGUCUCUGGAGAACAAUGGGGCAGCCCGCAGAAUUUACGCAGAAAAUGAUGCUGCUGAGCAGUUACAGGGCUUUUACGAUGAAGUUGCCAAUCCCCUCCUCACUGAUGUGGAAUUCCAGUAUCCCAAGGACUCCAUCCAAGCUCUGACAGAGAAUCGAGUAAAACAAUUCUAUGAGGGCUCCGAAAUCGUGGUAGCUGGAAAGCUGUCUGAUGGUGGACUGAAGGACUUUAAAGCUGAUGUGACCGGCCGGGGUGCAGGCCAGAAUCUGGUCACAACAUGCUUGGUCGAUGAAGAAGAGACAGAGAAAAUUCUCCGGGAACGGGGCCACUUGUUUGAGGAACACAUUGAGAGACUCUGGGCUUAUCUUACCAUCCAACAAUUACUGGAAAAAUGGACAAAAGCAAACAGUGAGAAGGAGAAGAAUGAUCUCUCUGCCAAAGUUGUUGAACUGGCUCGGAAGUACAAAUUUGUGACCCCUCUGACCUCCAUGGUAAUCACCAAGCCAGGAGAUCCUGAUGACCGGAUUGCCAUUGCUGAUAAGCCAGGAGAUCAGUCCAAGCAGAAAUUAUGGGUGCUUCCAGCUCAACAGGAUCCUCUAACUUCUCAUCUUCGUCCUCGCCCUCGUCCUCAUCCUCAUCCUCAGGGUCCUCCAGAUCAUGUGACGGGUGUGGAUGGAGACCCACAUUUCAUCAUCCAGGUGCCUGAGAAAGACGAUGCCAUCUGUUUCAAUAUCAAUGAGGAGCCAGGUGUGGUGUUGAGCCUCAUCCAAGACCCAGACACAGGGAUUAUAGUCAAUGGGCAGCUCAUUGGUGAUAAAAAUCAUAGCAAUGGCAAGAACAAAAACACUUACUUUGGAAGGCUUGGAAUUAUGAACCAGAAGAUGGGAUUCACAUUGGAGGUGACACCUCAGAAUAUCACUCUUCGCCCUGGUAUGAAGGGAUCUGUAUUUUCCUGGAUGGACCAAGUCACACUGAGGCAGGGAGGGGUGACUGUGACUAUCCUUCCAACUCGAAAAUUGGUUGUUUCCAUGGAUAAUGGAGCCACAAUGGUUGUUGUCUUACACCAUGUGUGGAAAAAGCAUCCUGUCCACCAAGAUUUCCUGGGGAUAUAUACAGUGGACAGCCACAAGAUGUCACCAAGGACACAUGGGUUGCUGGGACAGUUCUUCCACUCUUUUGACUUUGAAGUUUUUGAUGUCCGGCCAGGCUCUGACCCGAACAAGCCAGAAGCUACAAUGUUGGUGAAAAACCAUAGGCUGAAGGUCACCAGGGGCUCACAGAAAGACUAUAGAAAGGACCCCUGGCUGGGCAGUGAUGUCUCCUGCUGGUUUGUGCACGACAAUGGUGCCGGGCUGAUUGAUGGCACCCACAUGGACUACGUUAUCCCCAGCAUAUUCUAACUCCAAUGUUUAGGAAAAUCUCAUAUUCUCCUUUGUGAGUCUGUAGUUCUGAUCACAUGAGAGCCAGCUCUGAGCAUUUGUAACCCAAGGAGGAAAAGGAUGGAGCUGGAUGGAGCCAUGGCCAGCAGUUCAGUGUAUACACAUGUCUACUGACCUCACUCCAUUCUGUUUUCUAAAUUAAAUUUCUCUCUGAUCUCUUUCAAAUUCUGUUAUGUAAUUAUGGUUGACAUUUUGUAUAUCUCAUUAAACAGUAGUUUUGUUCUGCUCCA
Messenger RNA from Monodelphis domestica (gray short-tailed opossum), 3038 nucleotides. RefSeq names its product inter-alpha-trypsin inhibitor heavy chain 1 (gene ITIH1). Gene Ontology annotation, biological process: hyaluronan metabolic process. Lineage: Eukaryota; Metazoa; Chordata; Mammalia; Didelphimorphia; Didelphidae. Gene Ontology annotation, molecular function: serine-type endopeptidase inhibitor activity. The record is from RefSeq and is a predicted model, not a curated record.